GGUUUCUAUACCACAGAGUGGAAGUUAUUGACCUUUAAAUUUAUUUUAAAUUAUUUCAAAAUAUUCAUCCUCCACCAUCACUUUUCAAUCAACACAGCCUUUAGAAAAGUGUUAAAAUAAGUAAAUACAAUUUUCCCUUUUCUCGUGUUUCAGUACCUUUUGGUAGCCUAAGGGGAACUUCUCCAGAUUUGAACGAUAAAAGGUUCCGUAGCAAAAAUUUUGUUGUUUUAAAUAAAGUUUUUUAAAGCGCGCCUUAAUGGUAAGAAAAGAUUUCAAAUCAGAUAAUAAAGCAAGUGCAUGAAAUGAACCAUCGCCACAAGCGGGGCAUACUCGUUCCGCUGUUACGCAAGAGAGGUAAACUGGAAUAAACAAAACACGCAUUAGUUUAUAAAAAAAAUUGCAAUUACUAUAUACACCACUUUUAUGCCCCAGUGCGGAAGCAUUCACCCAGAUCUGCGCCAAUAUAUUCUCUAUUUGUGUUGACUCGGCGAUUCAAUUAGGCAGACUGUCAAUAAGCACUGUGAAUGUUUGGAGAGGCCAGAUUCAUAUAAUACCUGGCAAGGAUGGACACGCUUAGGGGAAGUUUGGGAGGGUUUGUUAUCUUGCUGGUCCAGGUGUGCAACGGGCAAAAUACAGGUCUAAUCGUAUCAGAUUUGCCGAGUUUCUAUGGGCACAAUGGAGGGAUCACAACUUUCGAAGGUUACGUCAAUCAAUUUGCUACAAGUGAUGAAAAGUCCUACACGGAGCAUUCAAUAGAUUUUGCAUACUAUGAUUUUGAGAUCAUGAGCAUGGAAUGGAACGGAAAUGACACCCUGUUUUUCAUGGAAGGGUUAUCUAAAUCAAUAUUUAAAAUGGAUCAUUUCGAUAUAUGGAUGAACCAUUCCAUGUUUCGAUAUGUAACUCCCGUGCACUCCGGGUUAUCGUACACAAUAUCUAGCAGGAUCGCCUAUGAUCACAUGACAGGCAAUAUGUACUGGACAGAUGCUCUGUACAACUGGAUAGCUGUACAGCCAGUAAAUGCUAAUGACAACACCAAGUACAAGGUGAUCAUCAGUGAUCAACUACAUUCACCUGGAGCCAUAUCAUUGGAUGCCAACAACAGGCUUUUGUUUUGGUCAAACCACGGAAUUUCCACCUUCAUCGAGAGGUCGGACCUGAACGGAAAUGACAGAAGAAUAAUAGUUCAGAAUUUACUGUGGGUGCCCGACAUAAAAUGUGAUCCCGAUCCAACGAAAAAAACGAUCUAUUGGGCAGACAAUCUCAGAAACACUUUGGAAAGCAGUGACUACAUGGGUGGAAACCGGAAAGUGAUUUAUCGUUCUUCGAAUAUUCAACUGUUCGUCACCAACAUUGCCGUAUACAGGAAUGUCAUUUGCGGCGUGGAGAAUGAUGACAGUUUUGCAUUCUGCGUUGACCGUGACAGUGGUAGGAUGACUUGGCAGAAGGAUUUUUACUAUGAUCCCUGGGGAAUGACUGUUUUGAUGGACAAGAUCACGACCAAUACGAAUCCUUGUAAAGAUAAAGGUUGCGAGCACAUCUGUAUAAAUUCUGCGAGUGGUGCAGUUUGCCACUGCAAAGAAGGAUACGAUCUCAAUGCGGAUAGCACAACUUGCAGUGCGAAGCAUUCCGUCCACGGUAAAGGGUUGAUAAUUUCAAGCAACAACUCGCUCUACUCUGUCGACAUCCGGUUGGCGUCAUCAUUGCCUGUAAAUGCCACCCGCUUCUUAACUUGGGAUUCACCUAUAACGCAUAUCGCGGUGGCAGCGAAUAAGUCAAAAGUCAUAUUUGCUGCUCAAGACGAAAUUGUGAUGUAUGAUUUAGUAACCGGAAAGAACACUUCAUUAGUUUCCACUGGGAAGGUGUCGGGACUGGUGUACUCGUGGAUUGGUGACGACAUAUUCUGGUCCGAGUCAGACACGGGGACAAUUAAACUGAUGUCACUAGAUAGUGAUACUAAAACGGAUUUCACAGUUUUCAGCGGACUGAAAUCUCCUCGAGAUUUAGCCAUAGAUCCGCACAAUGAUAAACUGUACUGGAUAUCUACGCUGUCCGAUUCCAAUGCUUUUCAAAUCGAAUCUGGAAGUUUUAUGGGGACAGGCAAAAGUACGAAACAGUCUCACCUUUACACCAAUCCAUCUGGUCUGUUUUAUGAUGUUGGCCAUACUGCACUGUUCUGGAUAAGCGGAGGAUCACUAACGUACUACGAUGAAAGUAAUAAAUUUCAUUUAAGAACCGCUCAUCUCAUGCAGACCGACACCAAGCUCCUAAUUUACAAGGAUUAUUCCAUUAGCACUACCGGAGAUAAUGCAUUGCGGGUGUUUAAUUUAUUCAACGAAAAGGACACGCAUACUGUACGCAUGUCUGAUGUUGUAGAAGUAAACGCGUUUGCCAUAAUGGACCCGUCUCUGCAACAAAAGGAAACAAACAAAUGCGACGAGAACAAUGGCGGUUGUGAACACAUCUGCGUGCCCGAUGGUUCUAAAGGAGUUUGUCAGUGUGGGUUUGGAUAUGUUCUGGAAAGUGAUGGUCAAAACUGCAAAACUAAACCGAUUGAAAACAAUGUCGCCGUGGCUGUUGAUUUCAGUCAUGGGAUGAUAUAUCAAAUAUCUAUAAAUAACCAACCAAUCAAAGACAUCUCUGCAGUGGAUAUUCCUCAACCUGCUGAUCCGCUCUCAGCUGUCUACAACCCACCGGAUAAAAAUGUCUACUGGGCGGACUAUAUGAAAGACCAGAUUCUUAAGACGAAGCUUGGCAGCAAUGAAACAGAAAUCGUAUACAGCCCAGUGAACUACGUUGUGUACAGCAUCGCUAUCGAUCAUUCCACGGGGAACAUCUAUUACACCGCCCAUCCAUAUGUGUGGACCAUAUUCUACUCAAUGAUUGGAGUCAUUCACUUUAAAUCUCACAAACAUAAAACGCUCAUCAACAAUAUUGAAAAUGCCUACAGUUUAGCCCUCCAUCCGGCUAAAGGUUACAUUUUCUGGAUAGACGGGGCGGGUACCGUGGGAAGAGCUAACAUGGACGGCACAGAUGACGUACUACUUGUGGCAUAUGGCACGACGGCACUAACUUCGAUCACAGUGGACUAUGAAUAUGACAUGGUGUACUACAUAGAUUACGAUAGAAUUAUAUCCAUGACUAUCCUGGGAUCCAAACAACAGACUUUCCAUCUCAACCCCGGGGCUGGACUUUCCAACAUGGCCAUCAGUGGAGGCUAUCUGUACUGCACUGCCACCUAUAAACAAGAAAUUCUAAAGAUAGAUAAAAGAGCAGGCGCAGUAAUGACCGGCUGGAUGACCCCUGUCCCGGAGCUAGGCAGACUGGAGACCAUUAGUGUGUACAGCGAUAGUGACAGACCAUCAAUUCAUCCUAGUUGUUCCGUGAAUAACGGACUUUGUAGCACGUUCUGUUUCCCACUGCCAGACUCUAAGCGAUCCUGUGGAUGUCCAGACGGAGGAGUACUUUUGGAGGACCACAGGACGUGCAAAGGAGUGAAAAUAUGCCCAAUGACAAUACUACAUGGCAAAUUCUCGAACCAGUGCAGUGGGUAUGUGGGCUCGUCAUGUGACUACGAAUGUUAUGAUGGAUAUGCAAAGUCCAGACCUGGAAAGCUAAAUUGCAACAAAGAUCUGAACUGGAUUCAUGGAGGCUCCGUGGACCUAUCUCAACUUUGUAAAGUAAUAGAAACCACCACCGUAACAACAACAAAAACAACAACAACCCCAACCACAACAACAACAAAAACAACAGCAACAGAAACCGGAAGUACAGGUUCAUCUGGUCCAGUAGUUCAACCUGCACGACUAUCCAAAACAACACCUGAUGGCUACGUCAGUUCCGGGACAUUUGCAGCUGUUAUCGUCGUGAUUAUCCUGGUCUUUAUAGUACUCGUUUUGGGAUUCAUCUACUUUAUGUAUAGAAGGAAAUCUUCCAACAUGUUUAGUCACGCCAAAUUCGUCAAUUCACCAAACGUUCCAGAAAUUGCCGUCAACAAUGACACCAUGGUUGACGACCGGUACACGGCAAUAGGAGAUAUCCAUCAGCCGACGCCUGCUUCCGGUCAAGUCGGAAUGGAAAAUCCUCUGUAUAAAAUCAGAAAUGAAAAUCCCACCAAAGAAAACAUGGACAAUACUUUGUCAGAACAAGGCUUCAAAACCAUGGAUUUGUCGCAUAAAUUUUAGAACUGGAACACAUGUAUAUAAUACAUUUACCACUGAAGCAUAUUGUGAUCCCAAAUGUAUCAUGAAUAUUGAUAUGCUAUAGUACGUAUUGCAUGAAUGUGAAAAUAUUUCUUGAAGAAUUAGUUUUCUAUUGCUCAGUGUGGGUGAAACACACUACAAGGUAAUAUCCUGUAUUAAUGCCACAAACUUCGUUCAAAACAUAUCUCUGUGUUACAAUAGCGGAUGAGCUUGUUGUGGUGAGAUCUAUUCAACAUUUGAGUGUAGAUCUCAUCAACUUUUCAAUUCGUAUCUACGACCGGUGUUAUUUCUCCCUAGUUUUCUGCAACUGUCUUUCAAUGGUUUGAUGAGCGGAUGCUUAUGGAUGUUGUUUGAUGGUGUUUUACAACGUAUACUUGUAUGUCUGAGAGCAUAUAAUGCAUUCCUAAUGUAGAGAUAGUGUGUGGUAACCGUUACAAAAACUCCAAUAACUUUAUAUACUCCAGAUUCGUAUAUGUAGUUUACACGAUCAAUAUAUAUAUAUAUGAUUUUAGAUAUAUAUGUAAUCUAAUGAAGGUGCGAUCACGAUACUGUGAUGUCAAUGACAUAGAAAAUUGUAUAUCAUUACAUGUUUGUAUUGUGUAUCUACUGUGUUAUAUCAUUACAUGUUUGUAUUGUGUAUCUACUGUAUGUCAACAAAGCAUAAUAUUAUUAGUACUGUAUAUUGAAUUGAUGAUUUAAUCAUUCUGAAGAAUUUUAUUAAAACUUGAUAAAAUACUAA
This is a messenger RNA of Ostrea edulis (European flat oyster), 4938 nucleotides long. Its product is annotated as low-density lipoprotein receptor-related protein 6-like. The record is from RefSeq and is a predicted model, not a curated record. Gene Ontology annotation, molecular function: calcium ion binding. The coding region runs from base 564 to 4181 and encodes 1205 amino acids. NCBI's taxonomy places the organism in Eukaryota, Metazoa, Mollusca, Bivalvia, Ostreida, Ostreidae. The transcript has 21 exons.